AUGCCUGUAUUUGAGAAUGCUAAAGCCAAAAAUAAUGGCAUAUGGUUUAAACUCAAUGACAAAGUAGAUUAUGAAUGCCAAGUUGGAUAUGAAAACAGAUAUAACAAGGGCUCCAUAACAUGUACCUAUGAUGGAUGGUCGGACACAUCCUCCUGUUAUGAAGUGAAAUCCUGUGGUUUUCCUCAAAUCAAUCAUGAACAUCUAUACUAUGAAGAUAGAUACAGAGCAGACUUUCCAGUACCUGUAAGAAAGCAAUACAGCUAUUAUUGCAAUAAUGCAUUUGUAGCUCCUUCGGGGUCAUACUGGGAUUACACUCAUUGUACCAUAGAGGGAUGGAUACCUGAAGUACCAUGCCUCAGGCAAUGUGUUUUCCAGUCUGUGGAAAAUGGGUGUUCUCCAUACUUGGAAAAACUGUAUGUACAGGAUCAGUCUGUAAAAGUUGAGUGUUAUCCUGGCUGCAGUCUUCCAAAUGGUCAGGACACAAUUACAUAUACAGAGAAUGGCUGGUCCCCUCCACCCAAAUGCAUAUGUGUCAAUUUAACAGGAAAAUGUGGGCCUCCUCCACCAACUGACAGUGGAGACAUUACCUCCUUCCCAUUGCCAGUGUACCCACCAGCUUCAUCAGUUGAGUAUCAGUGCCAGGCCCUCUAUCAACUACAGGGCAGCAAGACAAUAACAUGCAGAAAUGGAGAGUGGUCAGAGCCUCCAAAAUGCCUACCUCUGAUCAACAGUUCUGUCACAGUUAAUAAUGAACAAUUUUUCCUUGUUGGCAAUGUUUACUUCUUCUUUUGA
Messenger RNA from Nannospalax galili (Upper Galilee mountains blind mole rat), 792 nucleotides. It is a transcript of the gene Cfhr3, whose product is annotated as complement factor H related 3. The transcript has 5 exons. Lineage: Eukaryota; Metazoa; Chordata; Mammalia; Rodentia; Spalacidae. The record is from RefSeq and is a predicted model, not a curated record. Bases 1 to 792 code for a protein of 263 amino acids.